GAGAGAGAGAGAGAGAGAGAGAGAGAGAGAGGCUGGUCUCGGGUUUCAGAGACGCGCACUGCCAGCUGAGCUGCGGCACAUUGUGGAGUCGCUCAGAGGAGAAGAAGCACCGACUGGGAGAAACGGAGCGGAGCGCAGAGCAAAGCAGAGGAAUACUGAGUCUGUCUCUGUGAAUCAGGAUCAUCACUGACUGACUGACUGACUGACUGCUGUCCAUCUACACAAUGUCUCCUAUUCUAACUUUGAUGUAGUUGCUCAUCUGAGUGCAGCAAGGUAGUUUGGAGACAGUUUGAAGAAAAAGACAAAACUUCCCCCCAACAGAGAGAGAGAGAGAGAGACAGUCUCUGACCAGCUCCAGCGUCUGCAGGUCGUUAGGAUCCCUCUCCUCCUGCUGCUCUUCCUCUUGAUGAAUUGAGGGAUUUCCGUGUGGAUAAAAGCAGAAUCAGAGGUCUAAACAUGCUCAAGGAUCAGAAGUGUGGAGUCGCGGGUAUCCCUGGUGAGGAGAGGAGCGAUCAUCCGUCUAAACGGCCUCUGUGGAGAAACUGGAGAGAUUUGUCAGGCGUCACGACGUGUAUCGCAGUGUCGGUCCUGUGUCUUGGAUUUUGCAUUUUGGUUUUAGUGCGGACGUCGGAGUUGCAGUCCCGGAUAGUAAGUCUGGAGCAGCAGCAGCGGGACGCGCAGCUCUCCGCCUGGAUGGGGUCUCUGGAGCAGGUGGAGCCCGUUAUCAUGGGCCGGCUGGACCACAUCCUGGACGAGAAGCUUGCAGCGCGACUACCGAAAACACGGGAGGCGAGAGAGGCUCCCCACAACUGCCUGUGUCCACCAGGACCUCCAGGUCCUCCUGGACGAGCAGGCUUUCCGGGUGACAAAGGAAGUAUGGGGAUUCCUGGGAGAAUGAGCUUAAAAGGACAAGCAGGGGAGAAGGGAGCUCCAGGCGAGCCAGGUCUGUCUAUCAUUGGACCAAGAGGACCUCCUGGACAACCUGGGACAAGAGGAUUUCCAGGCUUUCCAGGUCCAAUUGGGUUGGAUGGCACGUCUGGACAGAACGGACAGAAGGGAGACAUGGGUCAGCGUGGCGGUAAAGGCAUACCGGGGGAACCUGGACCCAAAGGGGAGAAGGGCGUAUGUGGAGACUACAGUCACCGGAAGCGGCGUAUUGUACAGCCCUGUGUUGGACACUUGGCCACACAGGGCGAGCCUGGAGCGCAGGGACCCCCGGGACCUCCAGGAGCCCCCGGACUCCCAGGGACCCCCGGCCUGAAUGGAGCCAGUGGCCCACCGGGUAAGCCCGGUGAACCAGGCAAACCAGGAAAAGACCCAAGGCUUUUAACGGGACUGAAGGGUGAGCCAGGUGUGCCAGGAAUAAAGGGGGAUCAAGGGGAUGUUGGCCCACUAGGUCCUGAAGGCUCAAAGGGAGUUAAUGGAGACCAUGGAAUUAAGGGUGACAAGGGAGAGCCGAGCAUCGCAGCCGUGGGAAUUAAAGGAGAAGCAGGUUCACCAGGACUGCCAGGCCUAAUGGGACACAAGGGUAACACAGGCGGACAGGGAGACAAGGGGGAAGCAGGCCCCGAAGGCCCAGCUGGACCAAGAGGUCCUCCGGGCCCAACUGGGGAGCCAGGAAAGGCUGAAAUCCACAACAAUGAAAAUGAUAUUCGCAACAUACCCCUGAUGGGCCCCCCUGGAUUACCUGGACCUUCGGGGGCCCCUGGAAUCCAUGGUACCAAGGGUGAUGUUGGUCUGCCAGGUCCUCCAGGAGUCGACGGAGAGAAGGGACCCAGGGGGAAGCCUGGAGAGCCUGGUCCUGCAGGCCCAGUCGGCCCUGAAGGUCCCAGAGGGGAGGGUGGUGUCAUGGGCUUCUCGGGACCCAAAGGAGAUAAGGGAGACAUGGGUCCAUCUGGAUCACCUGGUCAUAAAGGUGAAUCUGGGGAAGGAGGAAGGUCAGAAAUGAUCUAUGGUCCUCCAGGGCCCCCAGGACCUUCAGGACCAGUUGGCCCAGCAGGAUCUCAAGGAUUUUCAGGUCCUAAGGGAGAACCGGGCAUAGGCAUAAGAGGAGAAAAGGGAGCGAGCGGUCACAAGGGUGACAAGGGAGACAGAGGCCAUCUUGGACUUCCUGGUCUAAUAGGACCAUCGGGUGUGCCAGGGCCAGCAGGACCAAAGGGGGAGAGAGGUGAAAAGGGAGAUGCAGGAUUGCCCGGACCAAUUGGGCCUCAAGGCAUCCCUGGUUUAGUAGGACCACAAGCACUCAAAGGGAACCGGGGAGAGAGGGGCAAGAAAGGCAACAGGGGGGCCAAAGGGGAUAAGGGAGACCAAGGAGCACCUGGAUUAGAUGCCCCCUGUCCGUUGGGAGACGAUGGCUUACCUGUACCAGGAUGUUGGAAUAAAGGUCAACAUCCUUUCCAACUGGCUAAGAAGUAGGGCUGAUGGAGACCGUCUCCAUGACGCCACAGAAAAAGGAAAACUUGAAGACAUUUGGAGAUAUCUUUGAGUUUUUAACCCAAUCCUGGAGUUGGCAUUUCAACGUUUUUCCAGGAGGCUGGACACAGUGCCAGUAAAGUCGGAGGCUCCGCAGUGGUGAGCACAUUAACUUCAAUAAGACUGGAAAGUAGAGACGUUACACCAUCCUUUAGUUUAGUUACUGAAGGCUCUCUGGACGGGCCAACCAUCACAGCCACAGGGAGAUAAUGUACCUACUGAUGUGUUUCUCUGACUGCAUACACUUUGAUCUAUUUAACUCCUAUAGUGAAAGUGAGGCAUGGACACUUUAGCACAUGCUAUUUGUUGUGUUUGACGUGACAUCAAUACUGUAACUGUGAUAAAGAAUUCAGAGCAGCUCACAGAACAGAUAUAGAUGCCAUGUGUUUCCAAGAAAAAACAAAGGGAGACCCUUUUGAUGAUUCCUUCUUGAUAUAUUAUCCGACUCACUGCCUUUAACAAAAAAAAACAAAAAAACCUUUACAUGCAGCUGUGGCAUUUUGUUUGAAUGAUUGUGCUGUAUAGGAAAUACUUUGAAACCAGCAUCAUGCAGCAUGCCUGGUCACAUAUAUGGUAUUAUUCUGUUUUUUUGUAUUAAGGUGUUAAAGGACACCAUGAUUAAAUGCUGUAAUUGUAAGUAUUGUACUAUAUACGACUAAGGAUUGUAUGUAUAAAGUCAGUCUUUGUAAAUAGAUUGCAUUGAUGAAAUAUGAUUUUACGUACAGAAUAAGCGUCAAAAAUCUCAAAGGGCAGUAUUCAUAUGCUGAUUAUGUAGAGAUGAUUGAUAAUUGUGGAGAAAAAUGUGGAAGAAAAUAUUUUAACGAUUCUCACAUUGGCAUGCCCCACAUAUCCAGUCUAUAUGACAUGCAAUUAGAUAUAUUGCAUGCAAAUACUGUAUUUUUUUUAACUAAAAAAAUAUUUUAAAAAAUAUAUUUAUUGUUUUACUGAAUAUAAAUUGAUAUUUAGUGGAAAAAAAACAAAAAAAAAACAACAACAAACAAACAAAAAAACGCCACAGUCGGAAUAUUUAACUGCUGUAACUGUGCAUGCAAAUCAUUUUAAAAAAGGAACCUCGGUCAGUGUGUCACACUUUCCUGUUUCAUUGGAAAUCAAAUGUACAGAAGCAUUCCUUGUGUCAUAUUGACAGCUGCCUUGUAAACAUACCUGGGUCAUCACGGUGUUUCAUUUAUAUUUUUCUUGAUGCCAGUUUUCCAGUUUUUGAGUUCAGUAGUUUGAAUUUGAAAGAAAUGGAAUGUAGUUUCAUUGUUUAAAAAAAACAAAAAACUACUACAAUGUACCUACUGUUCAUUUUAAAAGUUGGUUUAAUGAAAAUAUCUUUAUUAUUGCAAUUAUUGAAUCAAUUUUACUUUGAAAAAGAAACCUUUCAAUAGCAAAAGUAGAUUGAGUUCAAAGCAUUGCAACUUCAGAAAGCACAAACAAAAAGAAACAACAAAAGAAAAUAGCAUCACCUAUUUAUUGUUUUAUUCAAUAUGACUGUUUUGUUGAUUUAAUUGUGUUUUGUCUAUUGAGUUAGAUUGUCUAUCUGUUUUGUCUGUUUACUUGUACGUUUUCUUCUUCUCUCUGCCACCAUACAAAGGGAUCAUAACCACAUUUCACAACUGAUAAGAUCUGAUUUCCUGUCAGGCAAUGUAGCAUUUACCAAAUAAUUUAUUUCAAAGAAAUACACCCCUCCAUUCCCAUCCCUUCAUCUUCAGAACAUCAAAAGAGCACGGAGAGGAAAGUUUGGGUUGUUGUUGGGCAUUGUAACAAAAUUCAUCUUUAACAAUUUGUAUCUGAAAGUGUCUAUGUAUGUAGUUCCUGUUUUAAACUUCACAUUUAUAUUUUGCACAAAUAUGGAACUAACAGUUUUCUUUGUUUAAAGAAAGCAAGUUGUUCAUUUGCUUUAUUAUUGACUUGGUUUGCUAUGUCCUAUAUAGCAUAUAUAAAGUUGUGUUCUGUAUGUAAUACGUUGCAAACAAAGCAGGACAUCACUACAUUUGUGUGCAUGAAUUUGUGUUACAGAAUAUAAGUUUUAUGUAAGUAUAUAAGAAUAUAAGUUUUCAAUUAACCAUCUGCAACAGGUCGUGAACCAGAAAAUGUGUUUUUAGCUGCACUAAAUUCAAACAAAGGCAUAUUUGAUUCAAAUGUACUUUUUGGUUUUGUAUCAAAGCUGAUGUGCCAGAUGUGUUAAUGCCAGUCUGUGUAUUAUCUGUGAGUAAUAUUAUUUACUUCCCAUUGAUGAGUUCUUCAGAAAUGCCAUAAUGCACUCAUAUAUAUAUACAUGUAUGUAUAUAUAUAUAUACAUACAUAUAUAUAUAUAUCCUGCCCCAGUGUCCGCCACAAACAGAAAAAAUAACGUCAAAAUUCUCUAAAGAAAAAUCUCCACCUGCGUCCUUCUAACUGGUGAAUGUACUACUCACCUGACAGGCAUUAAGAAUAACUAUACAGAGAUCUGGCUAGGUGGCCAUUACUUUCUAUUUUGGAUCCCCUCAGAGUGCAUUAUUGUGGAUAUACCAUCGCCUGGAUUUGUAUUUACAGCAGCAGUUGCACUGUCUUUUAUUUAGGUCACACUGUUUGUAUUUAAAUUUGGAACGUAAAGUAGAAUUUCUGUAAGUAGAAAAGUGUUCAUAAACACAGUUAACUUGCUUUAUUUUCAUCAAAGUAUAAAUCUUGAUGUAUAAUUUGUUUGAAAUUCUGUACUAAAGAGGGCAUUAUACAGAAUUUGCAUGCUAUUGUUUUUUCAACUUUCUUUUCCUAUAUUGAUGAUGGAAUAUAGAUAUACUGUACAUUUGAUGAUUUCUUGCACAUUCAAAAGAAAUCUGCCAACCGAAUGACCUUUUCUGCAGAUUUCUGUGCUAUACCACGACAUUGAUUUGAGAUGUAUAAGUUUGUUUUCCAAGAUUCAAUGUAACUUCCAACCGCAGUAUUCACUGUAAUCCACAUGCUGAGUUGCUGUUAGUUUUAGUGCAGUCAGAACUGAUUGUUUAUAUGAGGUAAUGAUAUUGUUUUUGUUUUCCAAAAUAAUUUUAUUUUUACUUUUUAUAAUCCAAACAAUGGCAGCUGUCGUCACUGAUUGCCAAACAGAUUCACUGUUCAGUAGAAGUCAUCUUUUUAAGCAAUUUGUCACUGACUCCGAAUAAAGAAAGCUAUUUUCAAUGGA
Messenger RNA from Sebastes umbrosus (honeycomb rockfish), 5632 nucleotides. It is a transcript of the gene col13a1, whose product is annotated as collagen, type XIII, alpha 1. Bases 457 to 2415 code for a protein of 652 amino acids. The transcript is spliced from 38 exons. The record is from RefSeq and is a predicted model, not a curated record. Lineage: Eukaryota; Metazoa; Chordata; Actinopteri; Perciformes; Sebastidae.